Molecule: messenger RNA, 6931 nt
Organism: Falco peregrinus (peregrine falcon)
Lineage: Eukaryota; Metazoa; Chordata; Aves; Falconiformes; Falconidae
Gene: PTPRJ
Product: protein tyrosine phosphatase receptor type J
Exons: 23
Coding region: 93-3797 (1234 amino acids)
Biological process (GO): protein dephosphorylation; angiogenesis
Molecular function (GO): cadherin binding; protein tyrosine phosphatase activity
Source: RefSeq, a predicted model, not a curated record
GCGGUGCGGGGCGCGCGGCCCGGCCAUGUCUCCGGGGGAGGCGGCGUCGGGCUGAGCGGCCGUGCGCGCGGCGGGGAGCGCUCUCCGCCACCAUGAGGCGGCUGCCGCUGCCCCUGCCCUGCCUGCUGCCGCCGCUGCUGCUGCUGCUGCCGCCGGCCGAGGUCAGAUGUACAAUUGCCUGCACUGAGGAUUGCAGCUCAAGAAAUGUAACUGCAGAAACAGGAGCCAGUAGUAAUGACAAUUUAUCAGUAAACUCUACAAGUGGGAACAAAGCCUACGGAGGUGGAAGAUCCACCAGGGAUAUGUCACUAUCCAACAGAGCAAUAAGUGAUCGGAACAAUGUAACACAGCCCGUCCCUGUUCUUGAUAUCAAAGCAGAAUAUGUUGGUAUGACUUACAUUAGCUUAACAUGGGAAGUAAAUGACACUGCUUCGAACUCCUACACCUACAGGAUAGAGGUUGUAAAUGGUACUUCUAUUAGGAACCUGACAUCCACUGUCACCACAACUAAUAUUACUGACUUAAUGCCUGGGACGUUGUAUAAUUUCACAGUAAUUGCAGUAGUGAAUGAUGAUGAGACAGAAGGAGAAGGACUGUCAAUAGGCCUGUAUACAAAGCCCAGCCCAGUCCAGGAUCUCAAGGCGGAGUAUGUUGGUGCUGAGAAAGUCAGCUUAAGAUGGGCAGUGAACACCACUGCUUCCAGCUCCUACACGUACAGGAUAGAGGUUGUAAGUGGUACCUCUGUUAGGAGCCUGUCAUCCAAUGUCACUGAAGUUGAAAUUACUGAGUUAUUCCCUGGGACGAUGUACAGUUUCACAGUAUUUGCAGUAGCGGCUGAUGGUCAGACGGAAGGAGAAGCGAUGUCCAUCAGCCUGUAUACAAAGCCCAGCCCAGUCCAGGAUCUCAAGGCGGAGUAUGUUGGUGCUGAGAAAGUCAGCUUAAGAUGGGCAGUGAACACCACUGCUUCCAGCUCCUACACGUACAGGAUAGAGGUUGUAAGUGGUACCUCUGUUAGGAGCCUGUCAUCCAAUGUCACUGAAGUUGAAAUUACUGAGUUAUUCCCUGGGACGAUGUACAGUUUCACAGUAUUUGCAGUAGCGGCUGAUGGUCAGACGGAAGGAGAAGCGAUGUCCAUCAGCCUGUAUACAAAGCCCAGCCCAGUCCAGGAUCUCAAGGUGGAGUAUGUUGGUGCUGAGAAAGUCAGCUUAAGAUGGGCAGUGAACACCACUGCUUCCAGCUCCUACACGUACAGGAUAGAGGUUGUAAGUGGUACCUUUGAUAGGAACCUGACGUCCACUGUCACCACAACUAAAAUUACUGAGUUAUUCCCUGGGACGAUGUACAGUUUCACAGUAUUUGCAGUAGCGGCUGAUGGUCAGACGGAAGGAGAAGCGAUGUCCGUAAGCCUGUACACAAAGCCCAGCCCAGUCCAGGAUCUCAAGGCGGAGUAUGUUGGUGCUGAGAAAGUCAGCUUAAGAUGGGCAGUGAACACCACUGCUUCCAGCUCCUACACGUACAGGAUAGAGGUUGUAAGUGGUACCUCUGUUAGGAGCCUGUCAUCCAAUGUCACUGAAGUUGAAAUUACUGAGUUAUUCCCUGGGACGAUGUACAAUUUCACAGUAUUUGCAGUAGCGGCUGGUGGUCAGACAGAAGGAGAAGCGAUGUCCAUCAGCCUGUAUACAAAGCCCAGCCCAGUCCAGGAUCUCAAGGCGGAGUAUGUUGGUGCUGAGAAAGUCAGCUUAAGAUGGGCAGUGAACACCACUGCUUCCAGCUCCUACACGUACAGGAUAGAGGUUGUAAGUGGUACCUCUGUUAGGAGCCUGUCAUCCAAUGUCACUGAAGUUGAAAUUACUGAGUUAUUCCCUGGGACGAUGUACAGUUUCACAGUAUUUGCAGUAGCGGCUGAUGGUCAGACGGAAGGAGAAGCGAUGUCCAUCAGCCUGUAUACAAUUCCUGCAGUAGUGAAUUCAUUUCAUUGUGAACCAGUGGCCAAGCAGUCUUCCCUGAUGCUGAAAUGGGAAUGUCCUUCUGGUAACAAUUCCGGCUUCAAAAUUAAAAUCUUUAAUGAUACAUGGGAAAAAGAAGAAUGGGCUCCAUCCUGUAUGAGAGAAGGCUCAGAGGAAACCUUCAGAACAUUGUCUUUGGAUUAUUUCAGGACCUAUGUUGUUACUAUUGCAACUCUUUCAAAUAGUUCUGAAAGCCGUCCAGUGCAGCAAAUGUGUAAUACAAGCAUUACUGACCCACCUGCUCCAAGCAAAGCUCCUUUAGUCAAGGCAGUCAGUCACAGCUCAUUAUCUGUUGAAUUCUCUGAUUUUGAGUCAGUGAAUGGACCGUUGAAAGCCUAUGCAGUGAUGAUCACAACAGAAGAACAAGGUUGUGGGUCUUUGAAGUCUAAAUUGAACAACACAUACAAAGAUUUCAAGAAGAGGACGACAGUCACCUAUGUAACAUACGUCAUAGAUAUAGAGCAGGCAAAAUCACCUUCUUUCCGUUCUCAGAAUGGUACAAACAUCAUUAAUGUCGGCAAGGGAAACACAAUGUAUGCCUACGAAAACGGACCAUUGAUUCCUCUUCAUUCAUACAGGGCAAGCAUUGCAGGUUUCACUAACAUAACCUUUACUAUGGCCAACAUCAUUGUGGGGGAAGAUAGUUACGUAUCAUUUUCACCCUGUUCUGAGGCAGUUUUGCUACCCCAGGAUCCAGGUGUUAUUGCUGGAGCUGUUAUUGGAUGCCUUUUAGCUAUAUUGGCUGUAGUUUCUAUAGGGGGUUUCAUAUUCUGGAGAAGGAGAAGGAAAGAUAAAAGAAAUACUGAAGUGUCCUUUUCUCCCAUUAAAUCAAAAAUCAUUAAAGUGGAGAACUUCGAGUCCUACUUUAAGAAGCAGCAAGCUGACUCCAACUGUGGUUUUGCUGAAGAGUAUGAGGAACUCAAGUCUGCUGGUGUUCAUCAGCCCAAAUUUGCUGCUGAACUUGCCGAGAACAGGGGAAAAAACAGAUACAACAAUGUCCUACCAUAUGAUAUUUCUCGUGUGAAACUUUCAGAUCAAACCUCUGCAACUGACGAUUAUAUUAAUGCAAACUAUAUGCCUGGCUAUAACUCAAAGAAGGCCUUUAUUGCCGCACAGGGCCCUUUACCCAGUACUAUAGAAGACUUCUGGCGCAUGAUUUGGGAAAAGAAUAUUUACUCUAUUGUGAUGUUGACAAAAUGUGUUGAACAAGCCCGGACCAAAUGUGAGCAAUACUGGCCAGACAAACAAUCCAAGAGCUACGGUGACAUUACUGUGACAAUGGUCUCGGAGGUUGUCCUUCCAGAAUGGACAAUAAGGGACUUCACUGUAGAAAAGUCUAACACGCCAGAGAGCCACACGGUGCGCCAGUUCCAUUUCACCUCCUGGCCAGAUCAUGGAGUGCCGGAGACAACAGACCUUCUCAUCAACUUCAGACACCUUGUUCAUGAGUACAGCAGUCAAAAUCCAAUCGACUCUCCUACUCUGGUGCACUGCAGUGCUGGUGUUGGGAGGACAGGAACAUUCAUUGCCAUUGACCGCCUGAUUCAGCAGAUUGAAAUGGAGAACACUGUGGAUGUCUAUGGAGUGGUGUAUGAUCUUCGCAUGCACCGACCUUUAAUGGUGCAAACUGAGGACCAGUACGUCUUCCUAAACCAGUGUGUUAUGGAUAUUAUUAAAUCCCAGAAAGACAAGAAAACAGAUCUUAUUUACCAAAACAUGACAGCAAUGGCAAUCUAUGAGAAUUUCACACCUGGGCCAGGCUUCGGGAAGGCAAAUGGCUACCACGCAUAGCCUGGAAGGAAUGCCAUGUCUCCAGGAGGCGUUACCUGCACAUAGGAAAGGGAGAUGUUCUGCUCAAGUUUUCCAGGAUUGUGUGGAGUGUCUGGCUUCUCCAGUUCUGUCUGCAUUUGACGAUGUGAUCUGCGGAAGGAAAACCAAUUCUGUCAGGAGCUGCAGAUUGAUAUAAAAGAAAAACAAAACAAAAAACAAACCAAGCAAAACUAUUUAAAGUUAACAGAAGAAUCUUGCAUUUUCUUGGGAAUUUAACAGUACUGAUAAGUGAAAAUAGCAUUUGCAGUAUGAACGGUGAGCUAGUAUUUAAUAUUAAAAUAAUAACACAAGCUUUUUAUUACAAUUUUAUAUGAUUUUAUUUACAGACACCAGGCUUGUGGGCUGUUUUAAUAUAUUUAAUUAUAAGUUUCAGGAACAUAUUUUAUCUACUGUAUCUGAUUACUUAGCUAAUAGAUAUGUGCCUCUGUGAGUUUGGGGUUUUUUUUUUCUGUGUUCCUGUUUAUUUAAAAAAGGAGUACAAACAGCUCCUUCAAAUGGACAUUUAUAUUUGGAAAUUGUGCCUUUUCCAGUUGCUACUCUAGAAAAAAACCAGCAGAGAUUCUAUUUUUGUACUGAAACUCCUAAUGAGAACACAGAUUUUUAAAUAAGGCUUAUGUCAAACUUAACUGUAGUUGCACUGUUGGCAGGACUCUCCAGAAGUUUGGAGGUGAGCUUUGUUUUUGCAUUUCACCACAAAUAGCCCCUGCCUUAAUGUUUCGGUGCCUCUGCUAGAGCAAAAGGAGUGUGGUCUGUCACUCCAAGCUUUAACUAUAGUAAAAAAAACUGAGCAAGUGAGUAUGUGAAUGUGUGUGCGGGUAUGUGUGGGUGUGUAUGAAGGACAGAAUAGCUUCUCCCUGUUCCUGGCUGAUAUUCCUGUUUUUAUACAAUUUAUAAUGAUUUAUUUAAAGGUGCAAUAUAUAAUUUACUGAAUAAUGAUCACUCUAUUCUAAUAGAGUUUUACUCAGGUUGGUGUCUUUUUAUCAUUGUUGUUGUUUUUUCUCAAAUAUAUAAAUCUGUGAAAAUGUCGAAACGAAGGUUCCAUGUGUCCAAGCACUCCCAGAUUGACAGGCUUUAUUGUUUCUACCAGAACAAAUUGCACAAAAUUCUCCUGUAAAGACCAAUUUCUCAGUUGUUUUAGCCAUUCAAAACUGAGACGCAUCUUACCUGCCUGCAUCUCAUUGACCUAAUGUAAUGGUUUUAUAAUUACCUGCAAUAUACUGCUGCUGUUGUUUUAACUGGUCCUUUUAAAAAUGGAACAAACAAGCAGAAACCCCCUAGCUGCUGAUUUUACAAGUCAAGGAUCAGAUUGGAAUUAUUUUGCUGGUACAUAACUGCUAGACUUAUGAAGGCAUUACCAAUGAAGGACUUCUUAAUUUUAAUUAGGUGGGGGUGGGGGGUGGGGGGGUGUAGUUUUUGGUCUUUGGAUCAUUGCACUGGUUGCAUUGCAGAGGAAUACAAAGUUUAUGAAUAAUGCUAUAGAAUAGCUAUAAAGUGGUGAAAGUCUUAUGAAGGUUUAAUAACCAGAGUCCCUGGUAUUCUGCUGCUUUGUUUUGUGUUGUUUUGGGUUUUUGUUUGUUAUAGCAGAGUUGUCAGAAGAAGCUACAGAUGCUAGGAGUGUAUGUGACAGUACAGUGGAACCUGGCGACCUCAGAGUCCACUGUCAGCUGAAGGAAAAUGUAGCAAUUCCUGGUGCACAGCUGUAACUUUACAGGUAUACCGUGGAAUUUUUUACAACCUGGAGUGAAAUUGUGGUGUGCAAUGUGUGAACAAAACUGGAGGACAAACCACAGUGUGCUUCAGCUUUCAGGGUUUUGGGGAGUGUUUUUUGGGGUUUUUUGUAGCAGCCACUUCUGGGUUCUUGAAUAUUUUUUUUCUUUCUCUGAAAUACUUAGAAAGAAAAAAACAAAAAAAAAAAACCCCACACACAUAAAAAAAAUCCCAAAAAACCCCACGAGGUUAAUGAUCCUGCCUAACUCCAUCCAAACUGGCAUUCCACGUAGUGGAUCUCUCACCUGGCAUUCUUUCUAAGCUGCUGUCAGAUGACAAAGAUAAACCACUUGGACCAAACAGAACCAUUCCAAAGGAACUGGGAGGGAAGGAAGUCUGCCCCUUAGUCAUGUUAUAUUUUUCUCUCUUAAGCUUUCAAUUACUGCACAUCUGUGCAGAGCGCAGAGACAGUAUUGAUUACGGCAGGUCUCCCAAGAACUUGCUGCCUUAGGGUGCUGAAUGCUCUCUUGCUUCAGAAGGCCCUUGUUUUGUAUAGCACAGAAGAGAGGGAGACUAAUCUUCUAUGCUAGAUCACGUUUGCAUUGUAUUGCAGCAGAACAUCAGAAAACGAGCUUAUAAUGGUAUGUGUUUCUGCCUGGUCACUGCCCAGAUACUGUUAGAGAAAGCAAACCUAUCUGUCCUGUUGUUUUGAUGUUGGAAGCAGGUGCCAAAUUCUCCCUUGUGUUGCCAUCUAAUGAGUAUCUGUUUUUAAUACACGUGUAUUCCCAAAUCUGACCCAUUGUGAGAAGAGACAGAAGUUGGAAGGAAAUGACCUGCUGAUAGCAGGUAUAGGUGGAAAAAGUUGGUAAGGCUUAAAAUGUGGUAAACACAAAGUUGGCCGUAGUAUUGAUGAGAGGAAGUAGAACAUGCCUCAUAGAAUAUCUCUGCAGGAAGAGGAGGAUUAAAGGCAAUGCUCUACUACCUUGUUGAUCUGUCUUGGUCAAGAUGAUGUGAGUUCCUGCAAAUACUUUUUUCACUGCCUUCUGAUGUUCUGUGUGUUACAGUCGCUGAGGUCUGUCUCUUUGGCCAAUGUUUUCUCUUGCUGUUGCUUAUGUAAAGAUACCUGCUUUUCAGGCUGAAAGCUCCACUGUGUGGCAACUACAUCUGCAUUUCUGUUCAAUUCUUUCUUUCCAUUUGGGGCCUGCUUAAGAAGGGAAAAGUUGAUGUGUGUCAAAUAAGUGACUGCUGAAUAUCUUGAAAUUAUGUAUAAAUCUUAAUUGUUUUCAUAUUUGUUGUACAGGAAAUUUCAGCACAUGUCUAUAAUGGUUUUAAUGGUUUCAUUUGUUUUUAAAGAUAUAAAAAUAACAAUUAAAAAGCAUCAUCCUAGA